This is a messenger RNA of Ostreococcus tauri, 1065 nucleotides long. Its product is annotated as Domain of unknown function DUF4033. Bases 1 to 1065 code for a protein of 354 amino acids. The record is from RefSeq and is a predicted model, not a curated record. NCBI's taxonomy places the organism in Eukaryota, Viridiplantae, Chlorophyta, Mamiellophyceae, Mamiellales, Bathycoccaceae. Gene Ontology annotation, molecular function: hydrolase activity. The transcript has a single exon.
AUGAUAACCCUUGCCAUCGUCUUUCUAACUCUCAACGCUCUCGGCGUCACCGCGGUCUCGCGCGAUUUUUCAGCCGUGGUUCACUCGCAGACUCCAGUGCGAGCGCUCGUCUCAGACGCGUACGACGGUGCAACUCCACGACCAUUACUGGUAUAUCUACACGGGUUCUGCGCUUCGGAUGACGCGCAACAAGCAUUGGAAUUGACCAGUAUGCGCCGUGUUCCUGCUGUUCGAAACCGUCUCGGCGUCGAUAGACGCCGUCAGCAAGUUCUCGUGCAAACAGGACUUCGCGAGGCGGCGCUCGCGGAGGACUGGAUAUACGUGGCACCGCAGGCGCCUAGAACGACGCGCGAGUGUGUCUUGUGCAACAUGCCGGAACGUUCACCGAACUCUCAGGACCGUCUGUUCGCCAGUUGGAUCACGGGCAUCAUGGCGCGAGAAACGCCAGAGUUCGCGUGCCGCGCCUGGGAUGGCUCUGACGCCGUCGCGUUCCCGGAAUCUGGGGCCACCGACGAUAACGACGUACACUACAUUGAAGAGAUUAUCGAGGCGACGAAGAAGCAAUUCAACGUCGAUUCAGAUCGCAUUUAUAUCGCUGGCAUUGCCACUGGAGGUUUCAUGGCGAAUCGUAUGGCGUGCGAACGUCCGGGCGCGUUCCGUGGCGUCGCUACCUUUUCUGCAGGAACUUUCAAGAACGCAUCGCGAUGUACGCCGGACGACAAGACGUCGGUGCUGUUGAUUCAUGGCACGGAUGAUCUCACGGUGCCGAUCGACGGUGGCGUGAACUCACGUGGUGUGGCGUUUCCGUCCUCUGAUGAGUCGUUUGAGAUCCUCGGUGACGCCAUGGGGUGCUCGAACGUCAUCUCUCAGGAACGAUCCACGCUGCCCGUGGAUGGAGGAAAUUCUCAGCCGGACGUUGACGUACGAAAGCGGAAAUUCCAAAAAUGCGCCGAAGACGUCAAGGUCGAGCAAUGGACUCUGAAAGGCGUCGACCACUUCCUUGAGCGCCCAACAAGCGAGGCGAUGUUCAAGGACGCGGUGGCGUGGCUCAAAGAUUUACAAUAA